CUGCAAACGGGAUAGUCACGUAGGCCUCUGCAUACACAGCUCAGCUCUACCCAACAUGUCGCUCCCAGACUUCACCCAGGACAGCACCCUCGGUGCCUUCGACAAGUACCUUGUCGACAAAUCCUACGUCGAUGGGCACGCACCUUCGCAGGCCGACGUUGCCGUCUUCGAGGUCAUCAAGUCCCCCAACGCCGACAAGUACCCUCAUGUAGCACGCUGGUACACCCACAUCGCUUCCUGGGAGGCAGAGCACCCCAGUCUGCAGGGUGACAAGAAACAGGCUGCCAACAUUCUCAGCAACAUUGCAAACGCCGGCGCUCAGAGCAGUGCUGCCGCAGCUGACGAUGACGACGACAUCGACCUUUUCGGCUCAGAUGACGAAGUGGACGAGGAGGCUGAACGCAUCAAGGCCGAGCGCGUCGCCGAGUACGAGAAAAAGAAGGCCGCCAAGGGUCCCCGUGCAGCGGCCAAGUCUGUCGUCACUUUCGAAGUCAAGCCAUGGGACGAUGAGACGGACAUGAAGGCGCUUGAGGAGUCUGUCCGCUCCAUCGAAAUGGAUGGCCUCGUCUGGGGUGCCAGCAAGCUCGUCGCCGUCGGAUACGGUGUCAGCAAACUGCAGAUCACCAUCGUCGUCGAGGACGAGAAGGUCUCGCUUGACGAUCUCCAGGAACGAGUCGCCGAAUUUGAAGAGCUGGUACAGAGUUCUGACAUUGCAGCGAUGCAAAAGCUGUAAAUGUGACCGAGCGAAACAGGGGGGUAUCUUUUCGUUCUCACACCGUUUCAUGAGGGCCUAUCAUGUAAUCGUCCUUCGGCCCUCCCAGUGCGCCCAAAAGUGAUCGUAUCGCUUUGGCCCAAGACUCGCUGCUCUCACGGCCGGACUCAGCUAGUGCUCUGCUGCUUAAUUUUGCUUUCCAUUCGAAAAGGGUUUCAGCAUGUCGCUCCACCCGAAUACUAUCUAGGUGGACGCUGAGCCGUUCAGCACGUGAGAGCCUCUGUAUCGUUCACAUUCUGACUGUGCGUCACGUCGGUGUAAUCAAAGCCGCACCAUUGCACCACCGCUCCUGGAGGGGCCGAUGCGGGACUGCUGUCACUGGUACUCGGCGCUCAGAACUUCUCCACAUGCUUUUGAAUUAAGAG
Molecule: messenger RNA, 1137 nt
Organism: Tilletiaria anomala UBC 951
Lineage: Eukaryota; Fungi; Basidiomycota; Exobasidiomycetes; Georgefischeriales; Tilletiariaceae
Product: putative EFB1-translation elongation factor eEF1beta
Exons: 3
Coding region: 56-733 (225 amino acids)
Biological process (GO): translational elongation
Cellular component (GO): cytosol; eukaryotic translation elongation factor 1 complex
Molecular function (GO): translation elongation factor activity; guanyl-nucleotide exchange factor activity
Source: RefSeq, a predicted model, not a curated record